CGGCAACGCGUGCGGACAGCGGUUCGCGGUCACACUCGUGGGGAAACGGUCGGUGAAGUUCGGAGAGCGAGAGAGGUGUGGACGAAGGUGGUUGCUCGUACAUUUCAGUUCUUGAAAUUAAAGGCGUGUACAAUGAGUAAAGUUAAGGAGUCUCCCCAUAGUGACAACGAAGCGGAAGAGGAGUUCAGCGUGGAGAAGGUUCUGGACAGAAGGGUUGUAAAAGGAAAGGUGGAAUAUUUCUUAAAAUGGAAAGGUUACUCGAACGAUGAGAAUACAUGGGAACCAGAGGAGAAUCUAGACUGUCCUGACCUGAUCGCUCAGUUCGAGGAUCAACGGAAGAAGAAGGAAGCAGCUGCAUCUGGCAAGCGUCACGAAGAAAAGGAACAGAAAAAGCGAAAAAGCAAUAACACCCCGACGCCCACUCAGGCUAAGAAAAAGGCAGCAGUGGAAGAAAAGAAGUUAGAAGGUAAAGGAUUUGACAGGAAUCUGGAACCCGAGCGUAUUAUCGGCGCGACAGAUUCCAGUGGCGAACUCAUGUUCCUGAUGAAAUGGAAAGGAACGGAUGAUGCGGAUCUGGUACCUGCGCGUAUCGCUAACGAGAAGUGCCCACAGAUCGUGAUCAAAUUUUACGAAGAGCGACUUACGUGGCACAGCCCAGCCCACGACGAGGAGAACUCCACAAAACCUGACCCGGAGUAGCGCUCAGCGUUCCUUCAUGAUUUAUUUUUAUGAUUACGAAGUAUUCCAUAACAUUAUCUUAGUUGUUUACGAGUUUUCUAACUUUUGUAGAUGAGAAAUAAAUAUAAGAUUUUUCGAACCAAGUAAAGCGACACACUGUAGAAAAAAAACCGAAGAGAAUUUAAAAAACUACAUUGCUGUUCAUACAUUGUCAUCACUUAAUAAUAUAUAUAUAUAUAUCUAUUUUGAAAUAGUACUUACACAAUUCACUGACGUUUCAAAGUGUUACUUUUAAUAAAUAUCUUUAAUCAUUUAUAUUGGUUACCAUUACUUUGUUUCUAAAUAUUUAACUAUUCAAGAUUGCAGUUGCGAACUUCAAAAGUUUAAAUAAAAAUCGAA
Vollenhovia emeryi is the source of this 1077-nucleotide messenger RNA. RefSeq names its product chromobox protein homolog 5-like. The record is from RefSeq and is a predicted model, not a curated record. Gene Ontology annotation, molecular function: chromatin binding. The transcript is spliced from 4 exons. Gene Ontology annotation, biological process: chromatin organization; negative regulation of transcription by RNA polymerase II. Lineage: Eukaryota; Metazoa; Arthropoda; Insecta; Hymenoptera; Formicidae. Gene Ontology annotation, cellular component: pericentric heterochromatin; nucleus. The coding region runs from base 133 to 699 and encodes 188 amino acids.